AUGAAUUCUACCCUCAUCGUCAGGCCUUCAUCUCGUAUGUCCCAGAGGGUCUCCCUUCAGGAGGAUGGUGUGGAGCCUCUGCUCAGUCGAGAAAAUGGCAUUGUGCAGUCACCUGCACAGAUAGCUACGAUAUCAGCAUCGAGCCUAGACGAUGACGAAUAUACUCAGAACGGCUUACAGGACUUUGAUCUGGAGUUGGAUGACGAGUUGGGUGAAAAACAUCACAAAUCAACUCCACUGGAAGCACUUUAUCAUCUAGUAUGCGUCAUAAUCGGAACUGGAAUCCUCGCUCUCCCCUACGCAAUGAGACAAUCCGGCUGGAUUGGCCUCUUCAUAAUUCUCUUUAGCGCCAUCGUCAACGACUCGACAGGUCGAAUGCUCGUAUCAUGUCUAUAUCAUCAGCCUGGCCACCGUCUCACCAGCUAUGCUGAUAUCGGACAAGCUGCAUUUGGGCAAAGGGGGAGAUUGUGGGUGGUCGUCUUUUAUAGAUCUGCGCUGGGAGGUAUCACGACGUUGUAUGUAGUAUUAGCUGGUACUAAUGCUGCCAAUGGACUCGGGUGGAUGUCUACACGAGUGUGGAUUUGUUUGUUUUCGAUUAUUGUGAUGGUUCCCGUCUUGAUUCUCAAGUCGCUCAAGGAGGUUGCUGUUGUGAGCUUGCUGGCAACUCUGGUAUCUGUUAUCGUAGUCAUCGUAAUCAUACUCGCUGGAAUCUCACAGAUAGCAGAAACUGGUGGAGCUGAAUCUAAUAUCGUCAAUCUAGUCGGCUUCCCAUCAGCUCUAGCUUCUGUAUCCUUUUCGUUUGGUGGUAAUUUCAUAUACCCAGACGUCGAAGCCUCCCUGCAAGAACCAUCAACAUUCCCAUCCGUACUCCGAAAAGCAAUGAUAAUAGUCUGCUCCAUAUACCUCUUAAUCGCCAUAACAGGAUACGCAGCAUGGGGAACAGCCUCAAGCUCGCCAAUCCUUGAUAACCUAACCCCAAACUCACCAGGCAAGAUCCUCGCCACCAUAUCCAUAACUCUACAUGUCUUGCUAGCAUGUCCAGUACUGAUAUCCACACUAACAAACGAUAUCGAACGGUCUUGGAAGUGUCCGGUGUGGUUGUCGCCUGUUGGAUGGAGUGCAUUGAAAGCUCGUGUGUCUUUGCGGAUGGGGCUGGCUGCAUGUAUAUCCGCUUUGGCGGUCUCAGUGCCGUAUUUCACGGAUUGGGUGGAAGUUAUGGGUGCAAUAGCAAACACGGCAUUGGUUUUUAUUUUUCCAGUCGUGUUUUAUUAUCAGCUUAAUGGAUGGGACGGGAGAAGUUGGAGGGAAUGGGCAUGGACUAUAUCGAUUCUGACUGUUGGCGUUGUGGGAGGUACAAUUGGUGGAAUUAACGCGCUGAUAAAUCUGGGACGGCACCUGAUUUAUGGUAACUUAUGA
Synchytrium microbalum is the source of this 1416-nucleotide messenger RNA. RefSeq lists its product as uncharacterized. The coding region runs from base 1 to 1416 and encodes 471 amino acids. Gene Ontology annotation, biological process: amino acid transmembrane transport. The record is from RefSeq and is a predicted model, not a curated record. Gene Ontology annotation, molecular function: amino acid transmembrane transporter activity. Lineage: Eukaryota; Fungi; Chytridiomycota; Chytridiomycetes; Synchytriales; Synchytriaceae. Gene Ontology annotation, cellular component: vacuolar membrane. The transcript is spliced from 6 exons.